Molecule: messenger RNA, 625 nt
Organism: Liolophura sinensis
Lineage: Eukaryota; Metazoa; Mollusca; Polyplacophora; Chitonida; Chitonidae
Product: EKC/KEOPS complex subunit TPRKB-like
Exons: 4
Coding region: 6-536 (176 amino acids)
Biological process (GO): tRNA threonylcarbamoyladenosine modification
Cellular component (GO): nucleus; cytosol; EKC/KEOPS complex
Source: RefSeq, a predicted model, not a curated record
CGAAAAUGGCGAAGACGGUUUGUAGCCGGUUUCAUGCCGACUAUUCCGUUUGUGUAGCUUUAAUAAGUGAUGUACAUGAUGCCAGAGAACUGCGUAAAAGUGUGAUGUCGGGGAAGUUUGAAGCUACGCUGCUGAACCCCGAAAUGAUCUUGGAUGAAUUUCAAAUCCUUGUAGCAGCAAAUCAAGCCAUCAAUCUUCAUGUGCUGAAUAAAAUGGUGACAAAAUCUCUACACUCAGAAAUACUCUAUCGUCUUUCUCCUUCAAAAAAUAUAUCUGAUUCCUUUAAGAAAUUUGGUACUGGCGAAAAUGAUAAAGCUGUGUGUGUGGUAAUCGUGAAUGAUAAGAACAAGUCAACUCUUGACCUCAUACUGAAUAUAUCACAGGGAAAGCUGACAGAUUUGGAAAAGUUAGCCAACUUGACAGAUAUGGAUAAAGUAAAGAAGAUUUAUAAACUGACUGAUGAGGAGUUAUCACAGAGCCCCAUGUUAGAUGCUAUUGUUUCACGAAUUGCCAGCAAGGACAUUGUCACAAUUUAAUGUGUAUGAUAUUUAGCCUAAAUUUCAUACUGAUGUACACUUUAAAUUAUGAUGUAAUUAUGUUUUACAGAAAAAAGGUUGUAAACUCA